CCAUUUUCUGUUUCAAUGUUUUUUCUUUUUUGGCCUCCCCUGCAACUCUGCAAGCUCCAGCAAUCCAGCAUCAGCAACUAUUAUAUUGUUGAAUUAAUCAAUUCGAAAUUACUGAUCCUGUUCAUACUUCAUACGACGCCAUUUACCUCGCUUCAUCAUCGCCUCUUCUACAAUCUCCUCUGUGAUCUCCUUCUACAAUACCCCAAAUCUCAAGCAGAUCUAGUUCUGCACAUGAAUUGGAACUGAACCUUGAGUGGUGGGAAGACUAUCAUCUUAUGCUGUUGAAAUUCUACUGCACCGUUACUUUAGUGUGACAAUGCAGGCAGUUGAUUCUUUUAAAUUAUCCCAUGAUUUGGGAAUUUGCAAUAAUUGGCGGCAUCACAGAUUCUCUGUACAGAAGCAGUAUCAUUGGAGCAUUCAUAUCGCAAAGAGGUUACAAUUUCAAAGACAUUCUCUUCAAUACAGAUACUAUCAGUUUAGGUGUAAUUCAUUAUUAACACCAAGUCAACCUGUUGACAUUCCAUGUAUAAAGAAUGUUGUUGUAACAUUAACAAGACCUUGUAAUUGUUUACAAAUUAGCAGUCUUUUUCUUAAGUUGAUUCCAGCAGUUGGUACGAUUGUUUUUGGUAUAUGGGGUCUAGGACCACUCCUACACCAAAGUAGAAAUGUAUUCCUUCAGAAGAGUGACAGUAGUUGGGGCAAGAGUGGCACAUAUCGCUUUAUGACCUCUUACCUUCAACCUUUGGUGUUGUGGACUGGAGCAAUGCUAUUCUGCAGAGCAUUGGAUCCAAUGGUGCUUCCAACAGAAGCUAGCCAAAUUGUUAAGCAACGACUUCUGAAUUUUAUCAGAUCACUAUCGACAGUAUUAGCUUUUGCUUAUUGUUUAUCUAGUGUAAUUCAGCAGGUGCAAAAGUUUUUCAUGGCUACGAUUGAUCCCACUGAUACUAAAAAUAUGGGAUUCCAGUUUGCAGGAACAGCUGUAUACUCUGCAGUAUGGAUAGCAGCAGUGUCAUUGUUUAUGGAGUUGCUAGGUUUCUCUACCCAGAAGUUGCUAACUGCUGGAGGGCUUGGGACAGUCAUGCUGACUCUUGCUGGUCGUGAGAUCCUCACCAAUUUCCUUUCUGGCGUAAUGAUCCAUGCAACUCGGCCAUUUGUCGUGAAUGAUGUGAUUCAUACUAAGAUUGAAGGCUGUGAGGUCUCUGGAGCUGUUGAGCACAUAGGUUGGUGGUCACCAACAAUUAUAAGAGGUGAAGAUCGUGAAGCUGUUUAUAUUCCAAACCACCAGUUCACAGUUAAUAUUGUGAGGAAUCUUAGCCGUAAAAGCCAUUGGCGUAUAAAAACUCACCUGGCUAUCAGUCAUCUGGAUUUCAAUAAGAUUAAUAAUAUUGUUGCUGACAUGCGGAAAGUUUUGGCAAAGAAUCCUCAAAUAGAACAAAAGAAGUUGCAUAAAAGAGUAUUUCUGGAAAAUAUUAACCCUGAAAACCAGGCCCUGAUGAUCCUGGUAUCUUGCUUUGUUAAGACCUCACGCGUAGAAGAGUACCUCUGUGUCAAGGAAGCAAUGCUGUUGGAUCUACUCAGAGUUAUUCGACACCACCAAGCUCGACUCGCUACUCCCAUCCACACGGUGCAGAGAGUUAGCGAUGAAGACUUAGGUUACAUUCCAUAUGUUGAUCCUGCCUAUCAUGGAGCAGCAUCAUCAAAGCGUCCAAUGCUACUUCCUGAGCGCCAUUAUAAAUUCAAGGGAGAUCAGACAAAACCCACAUCAGUGCAAGAAAAUGGUGAGGGUGACACCAAGACUACUGAGCAGGCAACACAUGACAAGAAACCUGGUAUCGCGAAUAGAGUAGCUCAUUCCAAAUUUCAUGAUGUUGAUGAUGUCAUGGAAGACCAUAAAGGUACAAACAAAACUUCAUCUGAUGCCGAGCAGCACAGUAAUGCAACACUGAAAGCAACCUCAGAAACAACCUCCAAAACCGACCAAAAGUCUGGUAUUGUGUCAAGUUCUGAUUCUGGUGAUCCACAAGACAUCUCCGUCAACAAACAGCAAAAGAAACUAAGUAGGGGAAGUGUUCUUUCGGCCACAUUGCCAGAGAGUAGAAGAGAAGCAUUAACGUCACAGCCAUCAUCAAAGCCAGCCUUAGAAGACAAUAUAGUUCUUGGUGUUGCUCUGCAGGGUUCAAAACAAACCCUCCCCAUCAAAGAGGGGAUAAAGCCAUCCCCAUACCAGGCAGAAGCGAAGGAACUUGCUAUUUCUCAUAGUAGCAAUGGCUCCAUCGUUGCAAAACCAGAUAAGCAAGAGAAUCAUCAAUAUCCAGACAGUUCGAGUAUUACGACUGUUGAUUAGUUGGAAAAGCAGGAAUAGCAUGGGCUUUGCACUAGGCUACUCGUUAUAUUUCAUGAUUAAAAUUAUAUUGGUGCUUCAUGAUUAAGCAUGUGUAUCUAAUGAUGUUGCUGAUUUAGGUUAUUCAAGAUCAUUUGUUUGAUUGUGACAA
This is a messenger RNA of Ipomoea triloba (trilobed morning glory), 2492 nucleotides long. Its product is annotated as mechanosensitive ion channel protein 2, chloroplastic-like. The transcript has 13 exons. The coding region runs from base 317 to 2344 and encodes 675 amino acids. Gene Ontology annotation, biological process: transmembrane transport. NCBI's taxonomy places the organism in Eukaryota, Viridiplantae, Streptophyta, Magnoliopsida, Solanales, Convolvulaceae. Gene Ontology annotation, cellular component: membrane. The record is from RefSeq and is a predicted model, not a curated record.